AUGCCGUUAGUGGACAGUCAACGAGACUUUGCAACCGUGCCGAAGAGGCCUCUUGCGGCUGAUUUCAUGGAUUAUAAUAUACCCAAGAGUCAAACCCCUGACGAGCAGAACCUGUCCCCAUUGAACCACAGAAAUAACUGGCCACACGCGGGAAUGCCAACAGAACAAGGAAAGCCUUCUGAUACCAUCCCUGACAUCGAUCAAGCUUUGAAGAGGAAGUACAGUUAUGAGAUGGAGGAGCCAUCAAACCUUGAAAUCACCAUGGACACAUACGCCCAUGAGCAUCCGUUGCCUACGCCCGUAUUAACCCGGGCUACAAGCCCUGUAAAGGAGCAAGGUUCCACUCAAUUAACUGUCAAAACAUGCAUGGAUGGCGGAACGGACACUGUCUUCUGCGGUUCUACGAUGCAUCAUAGCCCUGAAUGUGAUGAUGUUGAGACUGCUUGUACGACGGAGGAGACCCCACGAAGCCUCCUUAGCUUCAGCGUAACGAAUCCAGAAAGAAAUCCCAGGAAAACAUUCUAUCCAUCAUUACAAAGUCGCCGCGACACUAAUCCCAACGCUGUUGAGAGAACAGGAGUAAAGUCGCAACACUGGGAACCACGAGAGAAGUCAUUCACACACCACCCUCGAGAGGGAGGUCCAUUAACUGCCUGUAGGCAGAAGGGAUGUCACUGGAAGUCACCGAAGAAGUUAAAGUGCGCUAAAAAUAAAGUCGGUCAUGCACACGAUAGCCGGUCUUGGCCUCACCUCGAUACUCGGACAAUGGAAACCACAAAGGAAGCAUCUGUUGCAGAUCAUAAUCACUUGCCGCGAAGCACAGAGUCCGCUCAACAAACAAUGUCGAGCGAAACCAAAGGAGUUAACGGCGGAGAUGAUGCAAAAAUAAAUAUACGAAAAGAUGCUAAGUUUCACAAUGCAAAAUCCUCUUCAACAGAGAGCAAACAACAGGGGUCUCGCUUGCGCCUGAGUUCAGAAGUAGAUAAAAGAUGUUUCAGCCUGCACAAGGGCAACGAUAUCUACGUGGGCAAAGUCACAUUCCGUCACAUGAAUGAAUUGUCUAUGAGGCUCUUGAAUGCAUUAUGUGAAGAGGAUAAUUCCACCGAAAACUUCUUUGAGAAGAAGAUCUGCAUUCGGUACAUGAUCGACGUGGAUGUGGUCAAGUCCGUCUUCCAGAGAUUGAGUGCAGCGGAAGAUUACGGAAUUGCGGCGUUCGAGUUUCCAGAUGUGGGAGACCAGGAACCCUUGAGAAAUUUGAUGCAAUAUCUGGGCGAAAAGCGACGGGUCGGUGUGGUAACGUUCACGGGGCUGGCAGGAAUCAUUAUUCCGGGCAACGAUGCUUCAGCGAUUUUACAUAAAGAUCUGGACAGUGCUCCAUAUCUCUACUGCUCUCUUCUGCACGCUUCUCAUUCUCCUUCUCACCUUGGCAUGAGUAAACCGCCAAGAAAUCCUUCGCAUCCCAAGAUCUCGCUUCCCGCGCCUAUGGUGGCGAUGACAGAGUACAGAAAGUUGUUUCUAAGAGCUGUUCACCGGAUGCCGCCAAAUAUCCAAUGGAUAGUAGAGGGCAAAAGAAUCCAUUUCUUUGCGCCUUCCAUUCUGGCAACGUCCGAGGUGAAAUGGCUCCUUGAACAGUAUGGGGCAAAAGUGGAUGAUAACACUGCGGAAUGCGAAGUGAUCAUGGUGCAUAGGUGGUUUCACUACCAGAUUCACAUGUUACCAGGUCUUAAUAAUUUGAAAAAAGCCAUGGUCACUUUCGUUCUCUGGGGGUUAACUCUUCCUCAAUUGGUGAGAGGACCCGAAGUACUCUUCCCAGGAGACGGCGGUAUAAUCACGUUCACUACGGACGUGCUGAUGGCGGACACUGGUCCUGCGUGGCUGAGGAUGUUUCAAACAUUCCUCCAAAAGUCGCACCCAAUCUCAGGACAGUGGGGGGUGAUACUGCAUCCUUCCGUCUGGGAAAUGAUGCAGCAACUAUCUCAGGCACUCACUGAAGAUGAGCCUUUCCUAUAUCGAGUACAGGAGGUUUACUUUAUUUUGCAGUCCCUCAAAUUAAAUGGCUUAUUAAGGAUUGGACAACGGAGUGACGUCUAUGAUCAUCCUGAAGAGCAGCAGAGAGUGUAUCACAUGCUUGUUCGCUUACAAUACUCUUGGAGUCUUAACUUUCGGCAUUUUGUAUGCGUUUCCUUGUCCGCGAAUCGUGCAGAGGCAGAGGUUGUCGAAGGGAUAGACCAGCUAUCACCGGAAGAAUUCUCGCGGCACUUCAUUUACAAAACAUAG
Molecule: messenger RNA, 2277 nt
Organism: Spizellomyces punctatus DAOM BR117
Lineage: Eukaryota; Fungi; Chytridiomycota; Chytridiomycetes; Spizellomycetales; Spizellomycetaceae
Exons: 11
Coding region: 1-2277 (758 amino acids)
Source: RefSeq, a predicted model, not a curated record